AUCACCGAGAAGCUGUGAAGCAGCUAUCACCACUUGUCGCUAUCGGUGUUUACGUCUCACAGCUACAAUCUAUCAUAGCACCACCCACUCGUCUCGGGCAUCAGCGACCUCGAGCUCCGACAUCCCAGACCAAGGCAUAGAUCGGCAUAUCAAGCUUCCUUUUGAUGGCCAGCGCUGCACCCAUCCAGAACAGGCCAUAUCGCUCGCACAAAGUACCGGCCUGUACAAGAUGUCGUUCGCGAAAGAUUCGUUGUCACAUCGAUAUUCCCGGAGAACCAUGCCUAUCUUGCCGAGAAAGACGACUGAAAUGUCAAUACAUAGAGGGCUCAACUACCAGCUCCCCCACAGAAGAGGGGGGUGAUCGAAAAAUUUCCAAGCGCCGGCGACAUAGCGAGCCUGAAGAUGGCCCUUCUCGACCCCGCUCAGCACCCAUCUUGCACAAAACCACCAACAAUCCUUCCGCCUCCAUUAUGCUUGCACCACAUUUUGCCGAAGAUAUUGACAUCUUUAAUCGACACAUAUCGCAGCAUCGGAAAGCAGGCGGUGAAACAGAAUCAUCUAGCUACCAGACCCUUCUCCACGAUGCUAAAGACCCGGUGGUAUACCUUACUGUGCCAAGAUUCCGGGCUGGCUUGCCGCCCAACAGUGGCUGUGGAAGGGAGCAACUGGAAAUCGUGGAGCAAAUCAUGGGCCCCUUCAAGCGAGAAGUCGUCGAGCUGUACUUCAAUCAGAUCCACUAUCAUUUUCCCAUUCUAGACGAUGAGAUGUGUGAAACCCUACGGACGGGCCAAUACGCUAGAGUGCCAAACAACUUGAUGUGCGUCAUCUAUGCGCUUGCUUCGCCACAUUGGACAAAGUCAGACACUCUCAAGAUGCAUCCCAAACCAAACUCGUAUUAUGUAUGGAACAAGGGUAUUGCAGCGACGCUCGAGGAUUUUCUCAGCCCUGGCAUGUCUACCAUCCAGGCUGCCGUUCUCGAUCAGGUCGGGCGUCCUUCCGUCUCCAUUAUUGGCAACAUCACUCUGUGUGGACGCACAGUGUCGUUGGCUCAGACUUUUGGGCUUCACAGAGACCCGACAAAAUGGAGUCUGACAGAAAACGAAAAGUCGUUACGAAUGCGGCUCUGGUGGUGUGUCCUCAUCACCGACCAAUGGUCCAGUGUCGCAUAUGGUGCGCCUCCCUAUGUUUCAAAAGGAUAUUACGACGUUCCCCGGCCAACGGUCGGAUCGCUCAUUGGUAGUAAGGCGAACGCUCAGCAGAAACAAGCAACUGCAUGCUUUAUACAUCUGUGCGGACUCACUGAACUGCUUGCGGAAAUUCUUCCUUUUGUUUACCAAAUCAACCCAGACCGACUGCAGCUUGCGCGUGAAAUCGAUCGCUUCAAGCACGAGCUCAACGACUUGGAAGCACAACUUCCCCAAUGGCAUCCUCUGCCGAACCGGCCAGGAACACCUAUGCUUUGGCUCUCUUUUCUCUCGAUCCGACUUGUACUUGCUCGCGUAAUCUUCCGCGCAGCUGUCCUCGACGGAGAUGGCAGCAUUGGGCGUAACCGGAUGGACCAGCUGCGUAGUGCGUCGUCGGCUGUUCUUGACUUUAUACUUACCAUGAAGGAAGCCCAGUUUCUCGAUUUCUGGUUACCUUAUGCUACACAUCUUUUGGUACAUGCCAUUACCGUGUCGCUACGGUGCACUGUGGAGACACAAGAUCCAGAGAUACGGAAUACAUCCGUUGCGCGACUCGAGCGUGUCAUCACGCAUAUACAGCACGCACGAGAUAACUAUGACUGGGACAUUGCAAACUACUGUUUGGAAAGAUGCGCCGAUCCGGUGUCGAAAAUUGCGUCGCUCAACGCACGAGAAUUACCACAACCGCCUGAGACUGAGCUUACAAAUGUUGUUGUCAAUGGCAACAGUGGAACUGAGAUACAGUCCAUGCCUAACUUUGACGAUGCCUCAUUCUUGCUCUCUGAUAUUCUGGACCCAAACGCUUUUGACUUUUCCUGGGAUGCCUUGUGGGACACCCCGUCUGGCAUGACUAAUUUUUCAAUUUGA
This is a messenger RNA of Pyrenophora tritici-repentis Pt-1C-BFP, 2051 nucleotides long. Its product is annotated as C6 transcription factor. NCBI's taxonomy places the organism in Eukaryota, Fungi, Ascomycota, Dothideomycetes, Pleosporales, Pleosporaceae. Gene Ontology annotation, molecular function: DNA binding; zinc ion binding. Gene Ontology annotation, biological process: DNA-templated transcription. The record is from RefSeq and is a predicted model, not a curated record. Gene Ontology annotation, cellular component: nucleus.